This is a messenger RNA of Anopheles nili, 1392 nucleotides long. Its product is annotated as basic proline-rich protein. Gene Ontology annotation, biological process: regulation of DNA-templated transcription. Gene Ontology annotation, cellular component: nucleus. Lineage: Eukaryota; Metazoa; Arthropoda; Insecta; Diptera; Culicidae. The record is from RefSeq and is a predicted model, not a curated record. The annotation marks the transcript as partial. The transcript has a single exon.
AUGACGAUGGACAUCAAGCAGUCGCGCAUGAAUGUGAAGAUCACACCGUCGGCUUCGGAUCACCACGAGCACCAUCAGCUGCACCACGUGGCGAGCAAAAUGGCGGCGGCAGCUGCUGUGGCUGCGGCUGCAUCCGCCGCUGAUCGAAAACCACCCACUUCCGGUACCAAGCGGUCCUUUGACGUUGCUUUUCUGAUGCUACCGGAUGAGAAGCUGGCCGCGGCACGACAUGGCCGCACUCCCAAGCGACAGCCUCCACCGGCGCCUCCUUCACCAACCAUCGACGUCGAGAGUGACUCGACUCAGUCCGAGGAUCUCUCGCUAAAGGGUGGUUUUAGUCCGAUCCGAUCGCCUGACAACGAACGACCCUUUCAUUUGGACGUGUUGGCCGGUGUAACGGCGCGUCAUCCAAUGCCCUUGGCGCAUCACCACCAGCAUCAUCCUCAUCACCACCCCCAACACCACCCGGCCCUUGUGCACCAUCCCGCCCUCGUGCAUGCCCCGACAGGACCUCCGGGUGGUGAGGAACGACUCGCGUACCUGUUCGCUCCCGGGGCGCGUUUCUACGAGCAUCCUUUUGGGGCGUUUGGUCGUGGACAGGACGGUGUGGAGCCACCACGAAGCAGCGCCUUCCAGAAGGUGGCCACCACAGAAUCCCCACUUCCUCCGCUUAGCCCCGACCGGCACAGUUGCCCUUCAACUAGUCCGCCAGUUUCGCUAAGUCCAUCGGGUUCACAAACCGGUGGCUUUCGGCCGUAUGAAUAUGGCCCUUUUCUGUCACCCAGCCCAGGCAGCCCUCCAGCAGGACCACCCGGACCGAGUCCAAGAGCCAACUCGCCCGCCCCCAAACCUCAACCCGUCCUCCCGAUGCUAUACCGUGGCCAUCCACCAUCGGCGGAACCAACCGACGGUCCACCAACGCCCUAUUUCCCGGGUGUGCCACCCUUCGGACUUCCGCCCUUCGGUGCGGGUGGACCCACGAGCCACACCGCACCCGAGUCCGUGGACGGUAUCAUGCGCAACCCGGCCGCAGCGGCCAUCCUGUCCACGCUGCUGCCAUCCGCCAUGAGUACGUUCACGCUGUCGGCGCAAAACGUGUGCGCCAAGUGCAACAUUAGCUUCCGCAUGACGAGCGAUCUCGUGUAUCACAUGCGAUCGCACCACAAAAGCGAACACGUGCACGAUCACGCACGCCGGAAGCGCGAGGACAAGCUCAAGUGCCCGGUGUGCAAUGAGAGUUUCCGUGAGCGCCAUCACCUGACACGGCACAUGACCGCACACCAGGAUAAGGCGGGUGAUUUGCUCGAGAAGGCGACACCACCCGGGUCGGCCCAUAAGGGCUCACCGUCGGCGUCCUCUCGGCACCAGCAACACCACCACCAGCAGCAGCAA